AUGUCUGUGAAAUGUAGUUGUGGUGUCCCAAUUGCAAAGGUUAGAUCUUGGACAAAGGAUAAUCCUGGGAGGUGGUUUUUGGCUUGUAAAUUCUAUCAUCCUGAAACAGGGCAUAGGGGAUGCAAAUUCUUUAGAUGGGUGAAUGAUGAGAUGACAGAAUGGCAACGAAUUGUGAUUAAUGAUCUUGUUGAUGAGAAGAAGUUUUUGUUGGAUGAGUUGAAGGUGGUAAAGCAAGAAAUGGCUUUAUUGAAGGGUGACGAAUUGAAAGUUGAAGCACAAUUUGAAAAGUUGAAGUUGAAAUUAAAGAUGAAGAAGGAGAAGGUUAAGCCAACGGGAACAUUAAGUUUGGGGAUUCAAAUAGGGAUUUGUGUGCUAGUUUCUGUCAUAGCUAGCAUAAUGUUUGUAAAUUUUAUGAAUCGAAAAAAGCAAGUUGUAACAACUCAUUUUGUAAUCUGUAUGUAA
This is a messenger RNA of Beta vulgaris subsp. vulgaris (sugar beet), 462 nucleotides long. RefSeq lists its product as uncharacterized. Gene Ontology annotation, molecular function: zinc ion binding. Bases 1 to 462 code for a protein of 153 amino acids. The record is from RefSeq and is a predicted model, not a curated record. The transcript has a single exon. Lineage: Eukaryota; Viridiplantae; Streptophyta; Magnoliopsida; Caryophyllales; Amaranthaceae.